This is a messenger RNA of Adineta steineri, 726 nucleotides long. NCBI's taxonomy places the organism in Eukaryota, Metazoa, Rotifera, Eurotatoria, Adinetida, Adinetidae. The record is from the annotation of a GenBank genome assembly.
AUGUCAAAUUCAGGUUCAACUUUAUUAUCGUCGAGUAAUAAAUGGCAUUCAACAGCAACACAUACUUCAUCUUCAAUUACAGCUACACAUAGCUAUUGCCAUCGACCAUCGAUACCUUUAUCAGAUAUUUCAACAAAUAUAAAUACAGCAGCUGCUGCUAUGAGAACUGUUUCAAGAAAAUGUAUUUAUGUUAAAGAAGUUAUUAGUGUUAAUAAUAGUACAGCACAUUUACCAUUGACAUCGUCGGAUGGUAGUGCAAGUGAAUGUGAAAGUGGAGAAUUAAGUUCAGAUGAAUAUCCAUCACAAAUUAAAUUUAAACCAUUAUCAUUUGAUCAUGGACAAGAAAAUCAUUUCGAUUCAACACAUGAAAUGGGAACUUUAGCGCAAUUACUUAAUCAUUCAUUUCCUGUUCAAAGAGAUUCAUCAAUAUUAUCUCAAAAACAUGAAUCAGAUAUUCGUCGUCAUGAAGUACCCAAUAAUCAAAUGCGUUCAUCAUCAAAUUCAUCAACACCUCGUAUUGAAGGUCCAUUGAAAACUCGUCGUCUAUCAGAACAUUUAUCAACAACAAUUCAACGACAAAAAACACGUAAUGAACAACGACAUAAUGCAUAUGCAGAAUUAAAACAUUUAGCACAACGACGUUUAAAUGUUGUUGCAGAACUUGUAACAUUAGAUGAACAAUAUGAAGCAACACUUGCCAAAUUAUUACUUCCAGGCAAUAAUUAA